Molecule: messenger RNA, 1892 nt
Organism: Telopea speciosissima
Lineage: Eukaryota; Viridiplantae; Streptophyta; Magnoliopsida; Proteales; Proteaceae
Exons: 8
Coding region: 83-1621 (512 amino acids)
Biological process (GO): translation
Cellular component (GO): ribosome; mitochondrial small ribosomal subunit
Molecular function (GO): structural constituent of ribosome; RNA binding
Source: RefSeq, a predicted model, not a curated record
GUCAAUGUUUUGAAGUGGGCUCUCUUUAUUUCAAUCAUCUCGUUCAGUAGCUCUCUCUACAUUCGCUUCACAGCGGCUGCAAAUGGCUGCCGGAACCAUAACCAAAUCACGAGGAGUUUGGUCUCGUUUCUUGCUCAACCAAUUCCACAAGAAACCCAUUAAGCCUACGUUAAAUCUCUGUAGAAAAAUCUAUUCGUUUCCAAAUUUUCCUGCGCAAAUUCAUCAUUUCGGCAGAACCAUUUCGAAUUUCUAUCUGGGUCGCUCUUCAUUGGAUCAUCGUUUCUUCUCUUCAGCGAGAACGAUUCAAGAGCUUCUCGCCGAAGUUGAGAGAGAGAAGCAAAGGGAGAGAGAGGAGAAGAAGAGGGCUGGUAUAGAAGUUGGUGAUGACAAUGAGGACGAAGAGGAUUACAUGGGUGUUGGGCCGCUAAUUGAGAAGCUUGAGAAGGAGAAGCUGAAGGAUACUGGUGGCCUUGAUAUGUACGAAGAACCCACAGAUUCCGAGAGCGAAGAUGAUGAGCGGUUCUCCCCCGAUGCGGUGAAGAAACGAGUGGAUGAGUUCGAGAAGAAGUUCAAGAGGCAUGAAGAGCUGCUCAAAAACUUCACUGAAGCAGAAACACUUGAUGAUACAUUCAAAUGGAUGAAUAAAAUCGACAAGUUUGAACAAAAACAUCUCAAACUUCCAUUAGAGUACAGGGUUAUUGGUGAGCUGAUGAACAGUCUGAAAGAGGCCACUGGAAAGGACAGGUUCAUGCUUAUUCAGAAAUUAAAUAGGGCUGUGAGGAUGGUGGAGUGGAAGGAGGCUUAUGAUCCUAACAAUCCUGCGAAUUAUGGACUCAUCCAGCAUGAGCAAGUUGGACCAUCUGUUGAUCUCCUAGAACAUGCUGGAUUUGAAAAAGAGAAGCAAAUUAUUCAGGGUGCUGGAAUGGAUUCCGACGAUGAUGAAGACUUCAGUGACAUAAAAGACAAGGAUGAUGCUCUGUUAGAGAAGCUUAAUGCCAUUGACAAAAAACUUGAGGAGAAGCUGGCCGAUUUAGAUCAUACAUUUGGAAAGAAGGGUAAGGUUCUAGAGGAACAGAUUAAGGAUCUUGCAGAGGAGAGGAAUGCUUUAACAGAGAAGAAAAGAAGACCACUUUACAGGAAAGGUUUUGAUGUGAAGCUAAUUGAUGUUAAUCGAACAUGUAAAGUCACAAAGGGUGGCCAAGUAGUUAAGUACACUGCAAUGUUGGCUUGUGGGAACUACCAUGGAGUUGUGGGUUUUGCUAAAGCAAAGGGUCCAGCAGUUCCUAUUGCUCUACAAAAGGCAUACGAAAAAUGCUUCCAGAAUCUCCAUUAUGUUGAAAGAUACGAGGAGCAUACAAUUGCGCAUGCUGUACAAACAAAAUAUAAGAAAACCAAGAUAUACCUGUGGCCUGCUCCAACAAGAACAGGUAUGAAAGCAAGUAGAACUGUGGAAACCAUCCUAAAUUUAGCUGGUUUCAAAAAUGUAAAGUCCAAGGUCAUUGGCUCAAGGAACCCUCAUAACACAGUGAAGGCCCUUUUUAAAGCUCUGAACGCGAUUGAAACUCCCAAGGAUGUGCAAGAGAAGUUUGGCCGUACAGUUGUGGAGUCAUACUUGCUAUGAGUGGUAUUUAUCUAUUUUCUUAUCAGGUCCAUCCUCAAUUUUUAUCGUACCCAUUUACUUUUGAACUGGAAGAGGGGUUGUUGUGCCGUCCAGCAUUCAUUUACAGUUGAGAUCAGGAAAAAGGAAGUGUGACCACUUUUUUUACUGUAUUUACCCUGUUGUAGAGUCUUUCUUAUGACAAUGACAGUAAAAAUGCAACCUGAAAUGAGAAAUGGGGCAAAUUGUCUCGGGUUAAAUAACUGAAUCAUGAUAGCAUGCAAAGAAUUACCUU